This is a messenger RNA of Malania oleifera, 645 nucleotides long. Its product is annotated as heat shock factor-binding protein. The coding region runs from base 146 to 415 and encodes 89 amino acids. The record is from RefSeq and is a predicted model, not a curated record. Gene Ontology annotation, cellular component: nucleus; cytosol. Gene Ontology annotation, molecular function: transcription corepressor activity. The transcript is spliced from 5 exons. Gene Ontology annotation, biological process: cellular heat acclimation. Lineage: Eukaryota; Viridiplantae; Streptophyta; Magnoliopsida; Santalales; Ximeniaceae.
AUACAAAGCUAUGAGGGUAAAAUAGAGAAGAGACCUUUACUAUAUGCGGAUCAUCCCUCCCGCGCCUAGCAUGUUGCGCUGAAGCGACUGUACUGAAGGGCACAAGCAGGGACCAAGCAGACGCCAAAAACUCCAUUUACGAAGAAUGGACGGUCAUGAUUCAGAAGAUCCAAAACAGAGCACAGCUGAUAUGACAGUUUUUGUACAAAACCUUCUUCAGCAGAUGCAAUCCAGGUUCCAGGCGAUGUCUGACUCCAUUGUUACGAAGAUUGAUGAGAUGGGAACACGCAUAAAUGAGUUGGAGCAGAGCAUCAAUGACCUGAGGGCAGAGAUGGGGGCAGAGGGUUCUCCAUCCCCUUUGGGAACAUCCAAGUCAAAACCAGAUGAAGCAAAGCCAGAUGAAGGUUCUGCAUGAAAUUAGUUGAAGUUUGUGAUUGAUAUGAAGAAUGAUUUGUAUGUUCUACCCUGUUUUUAUUGGCUGUGGGAUUUCUUUGGUUGAGAAACUGAUACUGCUUUUACGGGAUUAUGAGUUGCUUUGGUGCAUGUGUAGUUAAAAUUUUAGCCAUUUGAUCACAAAAGUAGGAUUGUAUGAUCCUUUUUCAUGAUGCUGAUUUUGCAAUUUGCAUUGGGAAAAUAGUUGUGGAA